AUGGGGUGUCUGCCCUGCAGGGGCUGGCUGGCCUGGUGCUCCCACCUGCGCACCCUCCUCCUGAGCCUGCUCCUCAUCUACGUCUCCGUGCCCUUCCUCGUCCGCCUCUUCCCCAACCACAUACUCACCAAAUUCGUCUUCCUGAACUUCUUGGCCUUCCCCUUUUUCGUGGACCUUCAGCGACCGGAGCUGCUGCUGAACAACACCAUCAACCUGUACCUCACCACUGAGCCGGGCAUCACAGUUGGCAUCUGGCACACAGUGCCAGGCAGCAGAGGGGCCGAGGCUCAGGGCAAGGACCAGCGCUGGUACGAGGAGGCUCUUGCUGAUGCUCACCCCGUGAUCAUCUACCUGCACGGCAAUGGGGGGACCAGGGCCGCGAGUCACCGUGUCCAGUUCUUGAAGACGAUGGGGGCUGCUGACUUCCACAUCCUGGCUCUCGACUACAGAGGCUAUGGGGACUCCAGUGGGUACCCCCUGGAGAGCGGCUUCACCACGGAUGUCCUGGCACUCUACGACUGGGCCAAAGCCCGGAGUGGGAACAGCAGCAUCCUCUUCUGGGGACACUCCUUGGGGACAGGGAUUGCCACCAACGCGGCAAGGAAACUGCAGGAGGAGCGAGGGGUGCAGGUUGAUGCCGUGGUGCUGGAGUCACCCUACACCAACAUCCGUGAGGCUGCCGCCCACAUCCCCGUCACCAAGAUCUACCGGCAGUUCCCAGGUUUCGGGUACCUCAUCCUGGACUCACUAGCCCUGGGCAACAUGUUCUUCCCCAGCGACGAGAAUGUGAAGGUGCUGAGCUGCCCCCUCCUCAUACUGCACACAGAAGAUGAUGAGGUGGUGCCUCUGCAUCUGGGCCGCAAGCUCUUUGAGACAGCACGCAGCGCCUACAAGGACAAAAGCAAGGUGAAGUUCAUCACCUUUCCCAAAAAUCUGGGCCUGGGCCACGACUACAUCUCCUUCAACCCGGAACUGCCCACCUUGGUGAAAGACUUCUUGAAUUUGAAGUGA
Molecule: messenger RNA, 1011 nt
Organism: Merops nubicus (carmine bee-eater)
Lineage: Eukaryota; Metazoa; Chordata; Aves; Coraciiformes; Meropidae
Gene: ABHD12B
Product: abhydrolase domain containing 12B
Exons: 12
Coding region: 1-1011 (336 amino acids)
Biological process (GO): monoacylglycerol catabolic process; phosphatidylserine catabolic process
Cellular component (GO): endoplasmic reticulum membrane
Molecular function (GO): monoacylglycerol lipase activity; phosphatidylcholine lysophospholipase A1 activity
Source: RefSeq, a predicted model, not a curated record